UUUGCUUAUGGUUAACUCCUGUCGACUUUGAUUUAUGAGGACCCUAUGAAUGAGACAGCUUCAAGUUGCCCUACCUUCCUAACAAAGGCUAUAUUAUGACAAUGAUGGACCCUGAUUUGUUGCCUCAAUUAAGAAAUGAUUCCUGGACACCCAAUAACACUGUGGUAUGUAGACGCCAGCACAAGUUGGAGGAUGAAAUAAUAUACAUCAUCAAUCAGUUCGUCUGCAUCUUUGGUCUGAUGGGAAAUGGAAUUGUCCUUUGGUGCCUCAGAUACUAUGUCAGAAAGAAGCCCAUCAUGAUAUACAUCCUCAGCUUGGCACUAGCUGAUUUCGCCUACCUCCUCUGUUGCUUCUUUGUUACCUUAGUUUUUUCUGUUGAAUAUUUCAGCAACUGGUAUUGUUUCCCAUCCUCUGAGAUGUUGCUCGUAGUGUACAAAGUGGAACUCUUCUUAUAUAGCACUGGCAUGUAUUUCCUAACAGCCAUUAGUGUUGAAAGGUGCUUGUCUGCUCUAUUUCCAUUCUGGUAUCGCUGCCAUCGUCCUAAGUGGGUGUCUGGUGCUGUAUCUGUAGUGCUGUGGAUUUUUGCUGCCUUGCUCAGUGGAGUGAGCAUCUUGGCUAUAUGGGAAAAAACAGUCUCUCAAAAGAUGAAAAAAGUGAUCCAAAUUAUAAAUAUCUUGUUCGUUGCCCCCAUUAUGGUUCUAUCCAGCCUAAUCCUGUUCACAAAACUAAUGUGCUGUUCACCACAACGACAACUAGGACAUCUUGGUAGGACAAUAUUACUCACCAUUUUCUUCUUCAUCAUUUUUGGCACUCCCCUCAGCAUAGAACAUUGGCUUACAGGCAACAAGAAGUUCCCAAAUAUAUUCUACUUGCUUGCCUCGAUAAACAGUAGCCUCAAUCCAGCUAUUUAUUUCCUAGUGGGUUGUCAUAGGGAGAAAUGGUUCAGGGAGCCUUUUCGGUUCGUCCUACAAAGGGCCCUCAACGAGGAGAUAAGUGCAUACUAAGGAAGGCGUGGUCUACAAUGCAGAAUAGCAGAAAAACAAAUAGCCAAGGUCAAGGAGGCCUUGGUGGUUUUCAUACAAAAAGCCUAAUUUGGUUUCUUUAUGUUAAAUUGGCUUUUCAUUGAGAUAGUGAGGGCAAUUAGAUCACAUCAGAAGGGGUGCUUCUCAGAGUCAAAUUAGACAUGAAAGGGAAUUUGUAUUAAAUUAAAUUGACACAAUUUCAUUUUAGAGAUGUUAAAUCAAUGCCUCUGUAACCAGACUUGCAAAUAGUCUGUUUUCCAAUGAGCAGACACAAAGCAAGGCAUAUUAAAUGCAAUGAAGGAGAAUACAUACUAUGCCAAAUACAUAUAUUUUGCCACAUGAGGUAGCCCCUCUUUUAAAUAUGCUAAAUGUUUUGUAUAGUUUGACCUUCAGAGGUUUUAGAAGGAAUAACUAUGUUCCAGCUGUAUUACUUUCAGUAUUAAAAGUAGAAAACCUUAAGCCUCUGGUUCUCAGCUUGGGGCACCUGCCCCACAAGGGGGGGGGGCAAUUUGAUUUUUAUGGGGGCAAUUCGAGAAUGAGUUAUUAAUAGUGAAUGUUCUGCAUUUCCUAUGGUUUUAGGAGUCUCAUAUACAGUUUAUAUGUAUAUAAAGCCGCUUUGAGUCUCCUUGUGGAGAGAAAAAGUGGGGUAUAAAUAAACAACAUCCAUUUCUGUUUUAUUGACUGUUAUAAAGCCUUUGACUGUGUGGAUCAUAAUAAAUUGGGGCAAGUUCUUGGUGGUAUGAGCAUACCAAAUCACCUUAUUUCUCUGCUGAGGAAUCUGUAUAAGGAACAAGUAGCAGUAGUAAGAACUGACUAUGGAACAACAGACUGGUUCAAGAUUGGGAAAGGCGUAUGGCAGGGUUGUAUACUCUCACCCAACCUAUUCAACUUGUAUGCAG
This is a messenger RNA of Anolis sagrei ordinatus, 1921 nucleotides long. Its product is annotated as mas-related G-protein coupled receptor member H-like. The record is from RefSeq and is a predicted model, not a curated record. NCBI's taxonomy places the organism in Eukaryota, Metazoa, Chordata, Lepidosauria, Squamata, Anolidae. Gene Ontology annotation, cellular component: membrane. Gene Ontology annotation, biological process: G protein-coupled receptor signaling pathway. Gene Ontology annotation, molecular function: G protein-coupled receptor activity.